Molecule: messenger RNA, 4755 nt
Organism: Neogale vison (American mink)
Lineage: Eukaryota; Metazoa; Chordata; Mammalia; Carnivora; Mustelidae
Gene: SLIT1
Product: slit guidance ligand 1
Exons: 37
Coding region: 16-4620 (1534 amino acids)
Biological process (GO): negative chemotaxis; axon guidance
Molecular function (GO): calcium ion binding; heparin binding; Roundabout binding
Source: RefSeq, a predicted model, not a curated record
CGCGGUGAGGGCACCAUGGCGCUGACGCCCCGGAGGGGGCCCUCGGCGGGGCUCGUCCGGCCCGAGCUCUGGCUGCUGCUGUGGGCAGCCGCGUGGCGCCUGGGUGCCACCGCGUGCCCCGCCCUCUGCACCUGCACCGGCACCACGGUGGACUGCCACGGCACGGGGCUGCAGGCCAUCCCAAAGAACAUCCCGCGGAACACCGAGCGCCUGGAACUCAACGGGAACAACAUCACUCGGAUCCACAAGAAUGACUUCGCGGGGCUCAAGCAGCUGCGGGUGCUGCAGCUGAUGGAGAACCAGAUUGGAGUGGUGGAGCGGGGGGCUUUUGACGACAUGAAGGAGCUGGAGCGGCUACGACUGAACCGGAAUCAGCUGCACAUGUUACCAGAACUGCUGUUCCAGAAUAACCAGGCUCUGUCGAGGCUGGACCUGAGUGAGAACACAAUUCAGGCCAUCCCCAGAAAAGCUUUUCGUGGAGCUACAGACCUCAAAAAUUUACAGCUGGACAAGAACCAGAUCAGCUGCAUCGAGGAAGGGGCCUUCCGGGCCCUGCGGGGGCUGGAGGUGCUGACCCUGAACAACAACAACAUCACCACCAUCCCCGUGUCCAGCUUCAACCACAUGCCCAAGCUGCGGACCUUCCGCCUGCACUCCAAUCACCUGUUCUGCGACUGCCACCUGGCCUGGCUCUCACAGUGGCUGAGGCAGCGGCCAACCAUUGGGCUCUUCACGCAGUGCUCGGGGCCCGCCAGCCUGCGUGGCCUCAAUGUGGCUGAGGUCCAGAAGAGCGAGUUCAGCUGCUCAGGCCAAGGGGAGGCAGGCCGAUCGCUUUCCUGCACCCUCUCCUCGGGCUCCUGCCCAGCCAUGUGCACCUGCGGCAAUGGCAUUGUGGACUGUCGCGGCAAGGGCCUCACCGCCAUCCCCGCCAACCUGCCUGAGACCAUGACGGAAAUCCGACUGGAGCUGAAUGGGAUCAAGUCCAUCCCCCCAGGAGCCUUCUCUCCCUACAGAAAGCUGCGGAGGAUAGACCUGAGCAACAACCAGAUUGCAGAGAUCGCGCCCGACGCCUUCCAGGGCCUCCGCUCCCUGAACUCGCUGGUCCUGUAUGGGAACAAGAUCACAGACCUCCCCCGGGGUGUGUUUGGAGGCCUGUACACCCUACAGCUCCUGCUCUUGAAUGCCAACAAGAUCAACUGUGUCCGGCCCGAUGCCUUCCAGGAUCUGCAGAACCUGUCACUUCUCUCCCUGUAUGACAACAAGAUCCAGAGCCUCGCCAAGGGCACCUUCACCUCCCUGAGGGCCAUCCAGACCCUGCACCUGGCGCAGAACCCUUUCAUCUGUGACUGUAACCUCAAGUGGCUGGCGGACUUCCUGCGCACCAACCCCAUCGAGACGAGCGGAGCCCGCUGCGCCAGUCCCCGGCGCCUCGCCAACAAGCGCAUCGGGCAGAUCAAGAGCAAGAAGUUCCGCUGCUCAGCCAAAGAGCAGUACUUCAUUCCAGGCACGGAGGACUACCAGCUGAACAGCGAGUGCAACAGCGAUGCCAUCUGUCCCCACAAGUGCCGCUGUGAGGCCAGCCUGGCUGAGUGCUCCAGCCUGAAGCUCACCAAGAUCCCCGAGCGCAUCCCCCAGUCCACAGCCGAACUACGAUUAAACAACAAUGAGAUUUCCAUCCUGGAGGCCACUGGGAUAUUUAAAAAACUCACUCAUCUGAAGAAGAUCAAUCUGAGCAACAACAAGGUGUCGGAAAUCGAAGACGGGGCCUUCGAGGGCGCAGCCUCUGUGAGCGAGCUGCACCUGACCGCCAACCAGCUGGAGUCCAUCCGGAGCGGCAUGUUCCGAGGUCUGGAUGGCCUGAGGACCCUGAUGCUGAGGAACAACCGCAUCAGCUGCAUCCACAAUGACAGUUUCACGGGCCUGCGCAACGUCCGCCUCCUCUCGCUCUAUGACAACCAGAUCGCCACCAUCUCGCCCGGGGCCUUCGACACCCUCCAGGCCCUCUCCACGCUAAACCUUCUGGCCAACCCUUUCAACUGCAACUGCCAGCUGGCCUGGCUGGGCGACUGGCUGCGGAGGAGGAAGAUCGUGACCGGGAACCCGCGGUGCCAGAACCCAGACUUCCUGCGGCAGAUCCCCCUACAGGACGUGGCCUUCCCGGACUUCAGGUGUGAGGAGGGCCAGGAGGAGGGGGGCUGCCUGCCCCGCCCCCAGUGCCCCCAGGAAUGUUCCUGCCUGGACACGGUGGUCCGAUGUAGCAACAAGCACCUCCAGGCCCUGCCCAAGGGCAUCCCCAAGAACGUCACGGAACUCUACUUGGAUGGGAAUCAGUUCACACUGGUUCCGGGACAGCUGUCCACCUUCAAGUACCUGCAGCUUGUGGACUUGAGUAACAACAAGAUCAGCUCCUUAAGCAAUUCCUCCUUCACCAACAUGAGCCAGCUCACCACCCUGAUCCUGAGCUACAACGCCCUCCAGUGCAUCCCUCCUCUGGCCUUCCAGGGGCUGCGCUCCCUGCGCCUGCUGUCCCUGCAUGGCAAUGACAUCUCCACCCUCCAAGAGGGCAUCUUCACAGACGUGACCUCCUUAUCUCACCUGGCCAUUGGGGCCAACCCUCUGUACUGCGACUGCCACCUCCGCUGGCUGUCCGGCUGGGUGAAGACAGGCUAUAAGGAACCGGGCAUUGCCCGCUGUGCGGGGCCCCCAGACAUGGAGGGCAAGCUGCUCCUCACCACGCCUGCCAAGAAGUUUGAAUGCCAAGGUCCCCCAACCCUGGCUGUCCAGGCCAAGUGUGAUCCCUGCUUGUCCAGCCCGUGCCAGAACGAGGGCACCUGCCAUAAUGACCCCCUUGAGGGCUACAGGUGCACCUGCUCCAGCGGCUAUAAGGGACGAAACUGUGAGGUGUCCCUGGACAGCUGUUCCAGCAGCCCCUGUGGCAACGGAGGGACCUGCCACCCCCAGGAGGGCGACAAUGCUGGCUUCAUAUGUUCCUGUCCCACCGGCUUUGAAGGACCAACCUGUGAGGUGAAUACGGACGACUGUGGGGAGCACGCCUGUGCCAAUGGGGGCGUGUGUGUGGACGGCGUGGGCAACCACAGCUGCAGGUGCCCCCUGCAGUACACCGGAAGGGCCUGUGAGCAGCUGGUGGACUUCUGCUCCCCGGAUUUGAACCCAUGUCAGCACGAGGCCCAGUGUGUGGGUACUCCAGACGGGCCCAGGUGUGAGUGUGCACCAGGUUAUGCAGGUGACAGCUGCAGUGAGGACGAGGAUGACUGCAGGGACCACCGCUGCCAGCACGGGGGCCAGUGUGUGGAUGAAGUCAACAGCUACUCCUGCCUCUGUGCUGAGGGCUACAGUGGGCAGUUCUGUGAGGUACCUUCCCUUGCUCCCGCCCCCAGAAGCCCCUGUGAGGGGACUGAGUGCCAGAAUGGGGCCAACUGUGUGGACCAGGGCAGCGGGCCCGUGUGCCAGUGCCUCCCAGGCUUUGGCGGCCCUGAGUGUGAGAAGCUGCUCAGUGUCAACUUUGUGGAUCGGGACACCUACCUGCAGUUCACGGACCUGCAGAACUGGCCCCGAGCCAACAUCACGCUGCAGGUCUCCACGGCAGAGGACAACGGGAUCUUGCUGUACAAUGGGGACAAUGACCACAUUGCAGUGGAGCUAUACCAGGGUCAUGUGCGUGUCAGCUAUGACCCAGGCAGCUAUCCCAGCUCUGCCAUCUACAGUGCCGAGACAAUCAAUGAUGGGCAGUUCCAUACCGUUGAGCUGGUCACGUUUGACCAGAUGGUGAAUCUCUCCAUCGAUGGAGGCAGUCCCAUGACCAUGGACAAUUUUGGCAAACACUACACGCUGAACAGCGAGGCCCCCCUCUAUGUGGGAGGGAUGCCCGUGGAUGUGAACUCCGCCGCCUUCCGCCUGUGGCAGAUCCUCAAUGGCACCAGCUUCCAUGGCUGCAUCCGAAACCUCUACAUCAACAACGAGCUGCAGGACUUCACCAAGACACGGAUGAAGCCAGGCGUGGUGCCGGGCUGUGAGCCCUGCCGGAAGCUCUACUGCCUCCAUGGCAUCUGCCAGCCCAAUGCCACCCCGGGGCCCGUGUGCCAUUGUGAAGCUGGCUGGGGGGGCCUACACUGUGACCAACCAGCGGACGGGCCCUGCCAUGGCCACAAGUGUGUCCACGGGAAGUGUGUGCCCCUCGACGCUCUUUCCUACAACUGCCAGUGCCAGGAUGGGUACUCGGGGGCUCUGUGCAACCAGGCCGGGGCACUUGUGGACCCCUGUGGGGGCCUGCGGUGCCUCCACGGCCACUGCCAGGCCUCGGCCACCAAGGGGGCACACUGCGUGUGUGACCCUGGCUUUUCGGGCGAGCUGUGUGAGCAAGAGUCCGAGUGCCGGGGGGACCCUGUCCGGGACUUUCACCAGGUCCAGAGGGGCUAUGCCAUCUGCCAGACCACGCGCCCGCUAUCGUGGGUGGAGUGCCGGGGCUCAUGCCCGGGUCAGGGCUGCUGCCAGGGCCUGCGGCUGAAGCGGAGGAAGUUCACCUUUGAGUGCAGCGACGGGACCUCUUUUGCGGAGGAGGUGGAGAAGCCCACCAAGUGUGGCUGUGCUGUCUGCGCGUAGUGCCUGGCUGGACAGGAAGGGGUGCGGUGGGCAAGGGGACACGGCAGCAGCGGAGCCCCGUGGCCUGCAGCCGGGCUGGGGGUGUGGUCCAGUGGAGCGGCUCCUGGGCCAACCUCCCGGAGUAACAGCACUGGG